GAAUCGGGCGGAGUUUAGGACCCAGCGCUCGGUGGUACAAUAGAGCUGUUGUGUCGUGGUGAGACUGGAGAGGGUGAUUUCUGCCUUUGGGAUAUUGACAGUGGGAUAGAAAAGGAAAAAAAUCACGAAAAUACGAGUAUUUGUCGCAUCUCUGGACUGCUGACUUGAAGACGGCCUCGCGGAGUCUACCGCCUUGUGCGACCGUCCCGUAACACUGAAUUUUCGGAUGUAAGGCAUGAGCGAAAGCCAGAAGAAGUACAGCAGAGGAAAACAGUAGCAUGCUCUUUGAAUUUAUGGUGAGUGGAAAAACUGCUCAGUGAAAGGAAAGACCUUUAAAGCCGCCCUCUAAUGGAUACAUCAGGAUGAAACGACUCAGGACUUCAAGCAGCAGUGACAGUUCAGACAAUGAGAGUCCCUCGACAUCCUUUACCUCUAACAAGUAUGGAAGCAAACCAGGCACCCCCGCCUCUGCUCAGAAGAAACCAGCAGAGGUGUUCAGAAAAGACUUGAUCAGUGCAAUGAAGCUUCCAGAUUCUCACCAUAUUUCUCCUGAUGAUUAUUACCUGUUGGCGGACACAUGGAAGCAGGAAUGGGAAAAGGGUGUACAAGUACUCGCUAGUCCAGACACUAUCCCUCAGCCCUCUGUGAGGAUAAUAGCAGAGAAGCCAAAGGCGGUCCUUUUCACCAAACCAAGGAAAUAUAUUCAGUGCUGGAGUCAGGACUCUACGGAGACGGGUUAUGUCAACUUCAAGGACCUGGCGGAAGCUAUGUGUAGAUACGACCUUGAUGAUAUGGAUCUAUACUGGCUCCAGCAGCUCAACACAGAGCUUGGGGUGAUGGGUGAUGGGCCAGUGGAUGAGUUGACGAUGGAGCGGGUGAUGGAGGCACUGGAGAGACAGUGCCAUGACAACAUGAACCACGCCAUCGAGACCGAGGAAGGGUUGGGAAUCGAGUACGACGAGGAUGUCAUCUGUGAUGUGUGUCGAUCACCUGACAGCGAGGAGGGCAAUGACAUGGUUUUUUGUGACAAGUGUAACAUUUGUGUGCACCAGGCCUGCUAUGGCAUUGUGAAAGUGCCACAUGGGAACUGGUUGUGUAGGACUUGUGUUCUUGGCAUCAAUCCCCAGUGCCUUCUGUGUCCUAAAAGUGGGGGCGCGAUGAAGGCCACCAGGGCGGGCACUAAAUGGGCUCAUGUAAGCUGUGCCCUCUGGAUUCCAGAGGUGAGCAUUGCAUGCCCAGAGAGAAUGGAACCCAUCACCAAAGUGUCUCAUAUUCCUCCCAGUCGCUGGUCACUCAUCUGCAGUCUCUGUAAACUCAAGACUGGAGCCUGUAUACAGUGUUCGGUUAAGAACUGCACCAUCCCUUUCCACGUCACUUGUGCUUUUGAACACAACCUGAAGAUGAAGACCAUCCUGGAUGAAGGUGACGAGGUCAAGUUCAAAUCCUACUGCCUGAAGCAUAGUAAACCCAAAGCUGGAGAAGCAGGCUUGAGUCCUGUCUGUCAUAAACCUCCAACUGAGACAGAGAAACUGGGAUUGAGGGCCCAGAAGCUUCAGGAGCUGGAGGAGGAGUUCUACACACUCGUUCAUCCUGAGGAUGUGGCCCAAGACCUUGGACUGCCAAUCGGCCUGCUGGAUUUUGUCUUUCAGUACUGGAAGAUGAAGAGGAAAAGCAACUUCAACAAGGCCCUGCUGCCACCUAAAGAAGAGGAAGAGAACCUGCUAUUGCAGCCACAGGAGGACAGCAUCCAUACACGAAUGCGCAUGUUCAUGCACCUGCGGCAGGACCUGGAGAGGGUGAGAAACUUAUGCUACAUGGUGAGUCGAAGAGAGAAACUGAAGCUGUCCCAGAGUAAAGUUCAGGAGCAGAUUUUCAAUCUACAUGUCAAACUCAUUAACCAAGAGUUAUCUGCAGGGCUUCCAGCGUCCUCUUCAUUAGAGAACUUAUUGUUCCAGCCUCCUAGGAUAACCCUAAAACUCAAAAUGCCCAAAGUGUCACUUGGCAAUGGCAAAACCAGCUCUAAAUCGGUUAAUGGUCCCCUGUGCCCCGAUAACAGUGGUAACGUAUAUGAUAUUGGUGAGGGAGGCAUUGGUCAGGGCAAACCGCAACUCCAUCUUGGACGAAUAAGGAUAGAGGAGCGUGCCAAUGGUCUCGUACCAGCAUCCAUCUACAUACGACGAGAUGGUGGGACCCCCCCAUUGGUCGUGAAGCAAUCUGGCAAACCUUCAGCUCUGCAUGCUGCCCUCCAUGGUCAGUCGUCCAAUAGGAAAGGCAAAACUGAACCAGAGAAAAACCACCAAUUGAAAUCCAAUGGCAUUAUGGACAAGCCUGUACUCCAAAGAGACACUUCCUGCCAGACGCCCACUGAAAAGGACACAUGCAGUGAGAUUUCAGGGAAAAGUCAGUCAGGUGGAUUCCACAAAACAUCUCUUGAACAAUUCAGUCGAUCCCUCAAGAAGGCCACUGUCAGUUUAGUACGGACUGAGGAUCUUCGGGCCUUUGAGAAGAAUGCUCGCAAGUCCUCCGGAUUCUCCAAACCAGUUUCUAAUGAGCGGCCACUAGGGGGCAGCAAACCAUACCAGGAGAGCGACGGUUACUGUCCCGAUGCAGAGCUUAGUGACUCUGAGCCCGAGGCUAAAGGGAAGUGCCGGCAGGGAGGGAGGGGGAAAAACCAGAGAGGACCAGCUGGAGGCUACGUCAAGUCUGCCAGCCGGGCAAAACUGUCUUUUGGCUCUAGGACGUCAGUGCAAAGGUGACAAUCUUCAAAAGCAUUAAAAACCUCUCUAACCUACUGCCACAAGUUACCAUUGUCCUCUGGCGGUAAUCAAAAGUGCCAGAUUCUGUUUUCCUCUGUUGAGGAUCAGCCGAUGGGUUUUAGUGCAGUGUGCCAAAAUGCUCUCUCUGGCAGAUUGCAGAGGUGCAAGUGAUUGGUCUAUUUUUAUGUUAUAUAUCACUGUGUCUCUCUAACCAGCCAUAGGGUUUCUACUGCACUUGGACUCUACUACAGUAGGUUUUAUGAGCCGUCAAGCAGUGUUUCUGUACAUAAAAGGAACCUCUCUUUUUAGACUGUACAUAGUAGUUUCUGUUAAGAUGUGAAGAACAUUGAAAUGCUUUCCACUGACUGAAACGCUAUCACAAUUUCUUACUGAUAUGCUUAUGCAAAUAAAUAAAGGCUUAAGAACUCUGGUCUGACAAA
Molecule: messenger RNA, 3196 nt
Organism: Carassius carassius (crucian carp)
Lineage: Eukaryota; Metazoa; Chordata; Actinopteri; Cypriniformes; Cyprinidae
Product: protein Jade-3-like
Exons: 12
Coding region: 363-2756 (797 amino acids)
Biological process (GO): regulation of transcription by RNA polymerase II
Cellular component (GO): histone acetyltransferase complex
Source: RefSeq, a predicted model, not a curated record